This is a messenger RNA of Calypte anna (Anna's hummingbird), 3210 nucleotides long. RefSeq names its product ankyrin repeat and sterile alpha motif domain containing 4B (gene ANKS4B). Gene Ontology annotation, molecular function: protein binding. The record is from RefSeq and is a predicted model, not a curated record. NCBI's taxonomy places the organism in Eukaryota, Metazoa, Chordata, Aves, Apodiformes, Trochilidae. Bases 73 to 1308 code for a protein of 411 amino acids. The transcript is spliced from 2 exons. Gene Ontology annotation, biological process: brush border assembly.
CUGCCAUGGAAGAGUGACUGGACAGUCUGGAUAUUGUUCAGAGCUGCUUUGGGAAGCCACAAUUUACUGAAAAUGCCCACCAGGUAUCACAAAGCAGCAGCUGAUGGCAAUUUGGAUCUCUUGAAGGAAGCCACUAGGAAAGACCUCAAUACUUCAGAUGAAGAUGGGAUGACACCCACCCUCCUGGCAGCAUACCAUGGCUAUCUAGAAGCUCUGGAAGUCAUUUGUCGUAGGGGAGGUGAUCCAGACAGAUGUGACAUCUGGGGGAACACACCUCUCCACCACGCUGCUUGCAAUGGUCACAUCCAUUGUGUUUCUUUUUUGAUCAACUUUGGGGCCAACAUCUUUGCUCUGGACAACGACCUCCGCACUCCCCUGGAGGUGGCUGCCAGCAGGGACCGCAACGAAUGCGUCAGGAUCCUGGACAAAGCUGCCACUGAGCAGAACAUCCUGAAUCCCAAGAGGGUCAGCAAACUCAAAGCACAGGCCCAGAGGAAUGUGGAGAAACAAAUCAAGGAAUGUGAGAAGCGCCAAGAGAAACACCAGCAGGAAAUGAACCGGUAUUACAUGAAAGAAAAGGUUGGUUCAGUAAAUUCCUCUGGAGGGACACACUCCAGAGGAAAGCUAACGAGUCUCUUUGCUUCAAACACAAAUCCUUUCUCCAAAAACCUGAAAGACACCUUCAAACUGAAGGCAAAAAAGACAGGUGAUAGCACAAGAAGCCAAGGAACACAAAACAAUAACCAAGAGGAUGGGACAGGUAGGAAAACUGUGAUGCAUUUGUUUGAUGAGAAAGAGGAGGAAGAAUUACUGAAUGACCUCGGAGAGAAAAACUUCCCUGAGAACGACAGCCAGGUCUCCAUCUUUCAGCGGCCAGGUCUUGGCAAGAUUGUAUUUGGAAGGAAUUUGGCUGCAGAUGUAAAUCCUGAAACAGUGUCUACUCAGAAAGAAGGUACAAGCUUUAAAAUGUCCAGUGAGCUCUUUCAGCAUGAAAAUGCUGAGAAUGGUAAGGAGGAUGAUGUUGAAAGUGGUGCUGAUGUCCCUUGGCAUGAGGAAGAAGCCAUGUGGGAUGAUGAGGAAACAGAGAACACACCCCUUGAGGUAUUUCUGGCAUCACAGAUGCUGGAUGAGUUCCUUCCAGUCUUCAUGAGGGAAAAAAUUGAUUUAGAUGCCCUGAUGUUAUGUUCUGAUGAAGAUCUACAGAGCAUUCAGAUGGAGCUUGGGCCAAGAAAGAAAGUCCUGAAUGCUGUGAAUAGAAGAAAACAAGCACUCAAGAACCCUGGAAAGACUGUAGAUACUUGCUUAUAAAUGAAUAUCAGUUGCUGUAACCUGCACACUGAUUCAUUAUCUUUUCCCCUUUCCAAAGAAUAUGAAAUUCUUUCCAGAUGUCUGUUAUAGCAAGAGGCAGAGAGGUACCAAUUACUUUGGAGAGUACAGCAAGGACAAGAAUUUUCUCUCUGAACAGAUAGAUGACUGUGGAACACAGGAUACUAAUUCAAGCAUAUUGUGCCAAAAAGAAAGAGUGAAGGUAAAAAACCAAAAGUUCUAGGUGUAAACAUUUUCUCCCUCAGCUGUUUAUGGGCAUUUUAUUUCUUUUGGUCUGAAUAACUUAAAAUAUUAGAAGGCCAGCCACACUGCUUCACAAUAAAGCCUUUCUUUUCUUCUCCAAAACCACGAUGUAAAGAGCAUUCCCAAAGCCUGAGAACUUUAUCUUCUCCAUUUGCUUCUGUUAGAUUGCCACAAACUGCCCUUGCUGUACUGAUGUAUUAGAAAUAGCAUCUGAAUCUUGAUUUCAGCUAUGGCUUAGUGAUUCUAAUAGUCUCUGAAUUCAUGUAAGACUUAUUUACAACAAGUUUCGUGUUCUUGUCAGGAAAGUGUUUUGCUCCUGUAUUGAUAUUAUUUUAAAAAUACAUGAAGUACCUUGCCAAGAGAUGCUCUGCAUGAGUUGUACAUUCUUUUGUCUCAUUAGACUGGACUCAGCUGCCAACACUAUCAUGUCCUCAAUUGUACCAAGACUGCAGUACUUUCAAAUACAGGCAGAUUAGGUUAUAUUUUCAACAUUUUUAACCUCUUUUGGUAUAUCCUUAGCUUCCUAUAGGGUGCAUUUGCCAUGUGAACUCCCAGAAACCAGGUUGCUCAUCACACAUUUUCUGUUGGGUCAGUUGUCACUGCUUGGAACUUGGUACACACACACACAGAGCUCAUGAAAAGAUAGUGAGACUGUAAAGAAGAGUGAGCUUCCAGUCUGUCUGGAGGUAUUCACACUGUUCCCUCCAUCUCUCAGGCCUGUUUCCUUGGGAACCCAGCACUCUCUGAUAUGAAUUACUAAGGUUUUUGUAACAGCCAUUCUUUAGCAAAUAUCUCAGGUUUUAGAAGCACAACUAUUAGCAGGGCUUUUAUCUUUAAAUCUCUUUUUAUAGCCUUCCAUUAGUCAGCUAUGAUUUUUCCUUAAGGGUACACUGCAUUUAUGGACACUAGUCCUAGUUAAUUUACUUUUUCAUGCUUCCUUCUUUUCCUAUCUUCUUGUUACUUCAAUUUGCAUAUUAUUUUCUUAGCUGGACUUUAUACUCAACUCUUUCCUCCUUGAAGUUCUUUACUGCAGCAGGUUGAUAUUUUAUUUCUAUUAAGCAGUCAAAUCAAAGUCCAAUUCUCUGCAACCAUGACUACUGUGCUCAGCACACUAAAUCAGACAGCAUUCCCCCAGAGUGUUAUUAACCUGCUGGCUUACUUUCAUUUUGCCUAAUAAAUUCAGAAAUCUCUAACAAAGCAAGAUGGAAGUGAUGAAUAUUUGAAACCAUAUGACAAGUGGACUUUGAAGGGGAGUAGUUCUCAGUUACAUAACUGAUGUAUAAAUGUAAGGCUUUCCCCAUGCCAGAGGUGCUCCCAGCAGCCACAGAAGCAUCAAGUGCAGCCUCAUUGCUCCCUGCAUCUUCCUCCAGCUGCACUGGCUGAAUUUUACCAUCCUAACAUAAAGGGUUGAGAGUAGGUGUAUGCUGCUCUGACAACAUCUCUCUAGAGCAAAGUGGGGAGCAUAAUGCACCUUUUAAGAACAGAUCUUAAAUAACUGGGUCAAAUCCAUUUAUCCAGGGAAAUGCUAAGUAUGGAAAUUUUGCUAAGUGUGCCAGUGGCUGUCAUUGCUAGGCGCCAAAUGUAGGCAGGAGAGAAGGCACCUGGAGAAAUUACAAAUUAGGGGGAUCAGGCCCCAAGUAU